This is a messenger RNA of Triticum urartu, 1410 nucleotides long. RefSeq names its product GDSL esterase/lipase At5g45910. Lineage: Eukaryota; Viridiplantae; Streptophyta; Magnoliopsida; Poales; Poaceae. Gene Ontology annotation, molecular function: hydrolase activity, acting on ester bonds. The record is from RefSeq and is a predicted model, not a curated record.
GAACAUCGUCUUAAUUACGUCUGUCUUCUUCUGCCCAUGUUUCAACGUUGUUCACCCUUAAACGGUCAGGAUGCACAAGCUAGUAUGCGCCGGUUGGCUCCUGCUCCUGUCCCUCUCGUGGUCCAAGCCGGUGGUCUCUUCCCGCUCCGGUGGCCCUCGCUACCAGACCAUCUUCAGCUUCGGCGACUCCUUCGCCGACACGGGCAACAACCCCGUCGUCUUCGGAUGGUACUCCGUCUUCGACCCCGUCACGCGGCCUCCCUACGGCACCACCUUCUUCGGCCGCCACACUGGCCGCAACGGGGACGGCCGGCUCAUCAUCGACUUCAUCGCUGAAAACCUGGGCCUGCCGUAUGUGCCGCCCACCCUAGCGCACAACGGCAGCUUCCGCCGAGGUGCCAAUUUCGCCAUUGGAGCCGCCACCACCCUCGACGCCGGUUUCUUCCACGAGAGGGACAUUCCCGGUGGCUCCAGCAAGUUCCCCCUCAACACCAGCCUUGGCGUGCAGCUGGAGUGGUUCGAGUCCAUGAAGCCUACAUUGUGCCGCACAGCUCGAGAGUGCAAGAAAUUCUUGGGCAGAUCCCUCUUCUUGGUGGGCGAGUUCGGAGUCAACGACUAUCACUUCUCUUUCCAACGGAAAACGGUGCAGGAAGUCAGAUCCUUCGUGCCAGAUGUUGUCGCCAACAUCUCCAUCGCCGUUGAGAGGCUGAUCAAGCAUGGGGCGAGGAGCCUGGUGGUUCCCGGCGUGAUCCCGUCCGGAUGCUCGCCGCCGAUACUGACCAAGUUCGCCAAUGCCCCACCGGCAGCAUACGACUCCAAAACCGGCUGUCUGACAGCGCACAACGAGCUGGGGCUGUACCACAACGCGCUGCUGCAGGCGGCUCUCGGGAAGCUCCGGGCCAAGCACCGCAACGUCAAGAUCAUCUACGCUGAUUUCUUCGGCCCAAUCAUGGAGAUGGUGGAGUCGCCGCACAAGUUCGGUUUUGAAGAGGACGUACUCAUGGUGUGCUGUGGAGGGCCUGGAAGGUACGGAAUGAACGCGACGGUUCUAUGCGGCGAUGCAGCCGCGACGACGUGCCGGGAUCCCUCUGCUCGGCUGUACUGGGACGGCGUCCACCUGACAGAGGCGGCUAACCGGCACGUCGCCGAUGUCUGGCUGGGCGAGAUCAACUCGUCCAGUCAGCCGCAAGCAGGGCCCAAAGGGGCCAUGUCGACUGGGCCGUCACAAAAUAUAGGGGCGGGAACAGUGAUGAACUAAGUGAGCUGAAAGAUAAUUUGUCCAGUUCAUUGUUUGAUACACGGCAUCGCCAUGUAAUUUGUUAUCCGAAGGGAUGAAGCUGCAGGGUCAAUCAGCCUCCUGUUACGUUUCUUUUACGGUAUUUUUUUAUGCGAAAUCUAUGUUCAGCUUCA